CUGGGCAGAGCUUUAUGUUCUCGGGGAUAUCUCCUGGUGCUCAGGAAACAGAUGUGACCCCACCCCCCACCUGUAAUACACACAUCCCGCUCGGGAAAAGCCCUUACACCAUUGUUACUGUGGUUUCCGUCUGGUGAUUGGUUCUUCCCCUGCCUCUCCUUUCUCCGACUGUGCCCCAUACAUCAUAACUGCUGUAGAUCUCAGAGUCAACACUUCCCCCUUUCCUCCCUCUGUCACAUGCUCUCUUCCUCUCUUUCUUCACUUUCCCUUUCCCCUCUUCAGCGUCUGAACAGGAAUAGGCAUUCCAUUGGCUUCAGAAGUUUCCAUUGCUUCUAUGCUUCAGGAUAGGAACGAUCGCGCUGAACAGCUGUUGUGUGUGUCUGUGUGCGUAUCUGUGUGUGUAUGUAUGUGUGUUCAUAGUGAUCAAGGUAAUAAUUAAAGAGAUUUUAUUUGAUCUCAAUCAGACCUUGUUGGACUUUCCCAUCUCACUAUCCUUUGCACUUAAUUAAGGCCUUUUUGCCUCUGUCUACCAUAGCUGUGUUACAGUGCUAGUGAUCCACAGGUGUUACAGGACCAGUGAUCCACAGGUGUUACAGGACCAGUGAUCCACAGGUGUUACAGGACCAGUGAUCCACGGGUGUUACAGGAUCAGGGAUCCACAGGUGUUACAGGGCCAGGGAUCCACAGGUGUUACAGGACCAGUGAUCCACAGGUGUUACAGGACCAGGGAUCCACAGGUGUUACAGGAUCAGGGAUCCACAGGUGUUACAGGACCAGGGAUCCACAGGUAUUACAGGACCAGUGAUCCACAGGUGUUACAGGACCAGUGAUCCACAGGUGUUACAGGACCAGUGAUCCACAGGUGUUACAGGACCAGUGAUCCACAGGUAUUACAGGGCCAGUGAUCCACAGGUGUUACAGAGCCAGGGAUCCACAGGUAUUACAGGGCCAGGGAUCCACAGGUGUUACAGGGCCAGGGAUCCACAGGUGUUACAGGGCCAGGGAUCCACAGGUGUUACAGGGCCAGGGAUCCACAGGUAUUACAGAGCCAGGGGUCCACAGGUGUUACAGAGCCAGGGAUCCACAGGUAUUACAGGGCCAGGGAUCCACAGGUGUUACAGGGCCAGGGAUCCACAGGUGUUACAGGGCCAGGGAUCCACAGGUGUUACAGGGCCAGGGAUCCACAGGUAUUACAGAGCCAGGGGUCCACAGGUGUUACAGAGCCAGGGAUCCACAGGUAUUACAGAGCCAGUGAUCCACAGGUAUUACAGAGCCAGUGAUCCACAGGUAUUACAGAGCACAGGUGUUAGCCUGCUAUUAAACCCCUAGAGCUGUGUAGAUAUGAAAGGGUUGAUUGUUCUCCCUUGCCAUCUUCCUCCCUCCCUUGUUCACACACUUACGUUUACACUCAGCACAAACAAAGACAAACACACACACACACUUAGAAUUUGAUAUAAUUCAGGUAGACAUGGAGGAGAAUAUGUUUUAAUCAGAGGAUGGGCCAUGCAGGUUGCCAUUGUGACUGGUCCUGAGUGUAGGGGGACUUGAGAACUUGGUCAGAGGGACUUGGUCAUGAGAAAGACCCUGGAGUCAUUAAUCCUCUGUCACUCUACAUUACAACAGAAAGGUAAUGGCUGUGUCUGAAAUGGCACCCUUUUCACUCUGUAGUGUACUACUUUUGGCCAGAGCCAAUGAGGGCCCAUGAGACUGGCCAAAGGUAGUGCACUAUAGAUGGAAUAGGGUGACAUUUGGGACGUAGGCAAUGUUUGCUGAACCCAAUCCAGUUGGUUUUGAAUGGAAUUGAUUACUUUAUUUUAAUUUUAUUUAUUUAACCUUUAUUUAUUUAUUUAGGCAAGUCAGUUAAGAACAAAUUCUUAUUUACAAUGACGGCCUACCCCAGCCAAACCCGGACGACGCUGGGCCAAUUGUGCGGCGCCCUAUGGGACAAUUACGUCUGGACGUGAUGCAGCCUGGAAUGCAGCACACAUGCUAAUCACACUAAUCAAAGCUCUGAUAGCUGCAUGUAUGAACUAUGGGGUGGAGACAGACAACCUGAAGACUCUGGUAGGUCGUAUGAGAGCGGCAUCCAACAACCUCCACAACUCAGCGUCGGAGCGCAGAAAGAACCUGUCAUACGAGGGCAAGAAGUCCCACAAACCCCCCAAUGACUUUCUCACUGCUGUCGUGGAGCUCAUUGGAGCAGCCAAGAGUCUACUGGCCUGGUUGAACAGGACUUCUCUGACGGGGAUCAGUGACUUCACCUGCACUAAGAACAGGAUCAUUCAGCUGUGUCUGGAGCUCACCUCCACCGUUCAGAAGGACUGCACAGUUUAUGACAUGGAGGAGAAGAUUCUGGAAGUGUCUGUGGCUCUGAACGUGAUCAGUGAGCAGACGAUGAGGACGACCUCUGACCCCCAGAAGAGUCAGAUGGCCUGUCUGGAGGAGGUCCAUAUCACGAACAUCAGACCUAGGGAUGGACUGGGGUUGUAUAUCAAAUCUACCUACGACGGGCUUCACAUCAUCACUGGCACCACAGAACAUUCUCCAGCAGACAGAACACACAGGAUCCACGCAGGAGACGAGGUCGUCCAGGUCAACAAGCAGACAGUGGUGGGCUGGCAGCUGGACAACCUGGUAGGUAAGCUGAAGGCGGACCCAGCAGGCGUUACUCUGGUGGUGAAGAAGAGGCCCUCGGGUACCUUUAGCUUCACCCCGGCCCCCCUGAAAAACAUGCGCUGGAGGCCCCUUCUGGUGCAGAGCGCCCUGAGUAUGCCUAAGAUCCAGGCCCCAAAACAUGCCAGUGAAGCCCGCAUGAAAAAAGAAAAGCCAGCCAUUCUGGACCUAUUUAUUCCUCCUCCCCCUACUGUACCCUAUACCCCACGAGAUGAGAAGCCUACAGCCAGUGUCAAACUGAGACCGAAGGGUUCACAGUCUCCAAACUCCUUCCUGGAUGAGGGCAGACGGCGCUUCACCAUUGCAGACUAUGACAACAAGAUCAGAGUCUGCCCCCCUCCUGAGCCCAACCUCCAACCAGCCCAACCAGCCCCAGUAGCCCGCCUGAGACAACAGACAUCCAGACGGGGUAAACCACGGCCCCUGUCCAUGCCUGUAGACUCGUGUUUGGGCAUGUCUGAUUCAUCCUCCAGACCCUGGCCCCAAGGGAGAAAAGGAGAGGACAUCCUGCACAGAUACCUGAGUAACGAGCGCAUCGCCACCAUCUCUGAGGAGGCCUCGUUCUUCCCCCUACCCUACAGACCCCUGGAGGGUCGAUCUGGCCAGCUGGUCCGUGGCGUCGACCACAUCCGGGGCUCCCAGUGCUUCAUAAAUGCUGACCUGCACAACAGCGCCACCAUCCCCUACCAGGAGGCAUCGUCGAAAAAGGUCCCGGCUACAAUUAUGACCCCUAGUGCUGCUGCUACUCCCAAACGCCCUCCGUCUGAACCCUCUUCGAUCCUGGGGGGCUGGCUAGCCCGCCUCAGGCUGUUGAGUCAUUGACGAGUGCCUCGACCUUGUGGACAGUGGAACGUGUGUCGCCCCCACUGCCUUUACCUUGCUAUAAUCUAACAGUGGUAUGGUUUCUCCACUCAGUAUUCUGACUAACACCUACCAUACCUGGAACGUUCUGUUGGAACUUGGAACACUAAAACAGCUUUUGGAAGCUUCGCUUAAUUUCAACGCCACAUCGCCUAGGGGUAGACCAUUUGGUUGGAUCUCUCGCUUCAUUUCAACGCCACAUAGCCUAGGGGUAGACCAUUUGGUUGGAUCUCUCGCUUCAUUUCAACGCCACAUAGCCUAGGGGUAGACCAUUUGGUUGGAUCUCUCGCUUCAUUUCAACUCCUUGGCGUGACAGACCUGGUUUAGAUUCAAUAUGCUGACAGAUUCAGAAUGUUUCGUGGAGGAGUUUCUGUCUCUGCUCAUUUUCCUAACCAAGAGAAGGACUAUCAUUCAGGUUUAGGGAACAUUAGCCUUGCUUCUGUAGGUGAACUGUCCUAUGUGUAAAUUGUUAAGUUAUUUAGUUUGUGUCUGUACAGAUUUAUUGUACAUACGUUUAAAAUCAUUUUAAGAAGUUGAUUUGAUUUUUGUACCGUUUUAUUUUGUAUUUCAUUUCAUGAGUUGAUAUAUAGACAUAAUUAAAGCCUAUCGUUUUAUUUGAGA
Molecule: messenger RNA, 4155 nt
Organism: Oncorhynchus mykiss (rainbow trout)
Lineage: Eukaryota; Metazoa; Chordata; Actinopteri; Salmoniformes; Salmonidae
Source: RefSeq, a predicted model, not a curated record